Acanthoscelides obtectus is the source of this 1422-nucleotide messenger RNA. The record is from the annotation of a GenBank genome assembly. Lineage: Eukaryota; Metazoa; Arthropoda; Insecta; Coleoptera; Chrysomelidae.
AUGGAGAACAUGAUGCAGGGCAAUAAGAUCAGACGAGUUGCAGCUACUCGCAUGAAUGAGAGGUCAUCUCGAUCACACACGAUUUUCCGGAUUAUUCUGGAGUCGAAAGAUGCCAAUCAGAAAGAUGGACCUGUACAUAUAAGCUACCUUAACUUAAUGGACUUAGCUGGUUCUGAGAGAGUUUCUCUGACGAAAGCUGCUGGAAAUGUGAUAAGGCAACUAAGCGAGGGGAAGGAGUUUAUCAGUUAUCGCGAUUCGAAAUUGACUAGACUGCUCUCACAGGCUCUUGGCGGUAAUGCCAAAUCAUUGAUUAUCGGGAAUCAUGUGGCAGACCAGGUUGAUAAGAGGUACUUGAUUAGAUGCAGUUAUAUUGAAAUCUACAAUGAAAAGAUCAAUGACCUCCUGGAUAAGAGCAAUCAGGGUUUAACUAUAAGAGAAGAUAUCAAAGGAAAUGUGCUGCUUGAUGCAAGGGAAGCUGUCGUAGACAAUGUUGAUAAAGUUAUGGAGAACAUGAUGCAGGGCAAUAAGAUCAGACGAGUUGCAGCUACUCGCAUGAAUGAGAGGUCAUCUCGAUCACACACGAUUUUCCGGAUUAUUCUGGAGUCGAAAGAUGCCAAUCAGAAAGAUGGACCUGUACAUAUAAGCUACCUUAACUUAAUGGACUUAGCUGGUUCUGAGAGAGUUUCUCUGACGAAAGCUGCUGGUGAGCGUCUUAAAGAGGGGGCUAACAUAAACAAAUCUUUGUCAGUAUUAGGAAAUGUGAUAAGGCAACUAAGCGAGGGGAAGGAGUUUAUCAGUUAUCGCGAUUCGAAAUUGACUAGACUGCUCUCACAGGCUCUUGGCGGUAAUGCCAAAUCAUUGAUUAUCGGGAAUGUUACUUUAGCUGCAGAGGAGGAGACUAGAUCUACACCAGAAUUCGCCCAAAGCACUAAAACUGUCAAAAAUAAAACGAAAGUAAACAUCUUGUCAGCUACAGAAGAGACACUUCAAGGAUAUCAGAACUUGACUCGCGAUCUCGAAACUCGGCUCAAAAAGCAGGCAAUUAAGCUAAAAGAGAUGGAUAAAAGCAAACAAGAGUAUCUGCUCGAGAUAGAAAGACUAAAAACGGAAGUAUCUAUUGUCGGGCGCUUUCAAAUGGGAGCCUCGGCAUCAACACCGAAAAAAACAUUAAGACGUCAUACUUUUGGACACUAUGGCAACGUAUCACCUAAAAAAGCAUCCCUAGGGUAUAUGCCAUUGAAAAAUUAUCCACCCAAAGAAGAAUCAUCCGGACGUGAAAUGAGGCCUAUUCAAGAAGAGACAUAUGAGGAGGCACUAGCCGAAGCAGAAUCUGUGAUAGCUGAAGACGUGCAAGUGUACUUAAAAGACAACUCAAAGAACUGGAAGAAUCUUUCAAUGAGCUUAGAGAAUUCACUAAACUAG